AAAUAUGGACUCGGGUCUAAAAUUUUGCUCAAAUACCUUAGAUACAACACAGUUAAAAGCACUUGAAUUAUGGACUCAUCAGUUAUUUCAACCUAUAAACCUUUCCAGCUCCAGGGAAAGGCGGCGAAAGUUGAAAGAUGCGAGGAUCUCUCAAUUACGAACUAAAGUAUUCCUACUAUCAUGCCUCGGACAUAUAAGAUUAGUUAACAAGUUGGUAGAUGGACAGUUUUUGAGAGCAUUAACGCUGUCUUAUUUUGAAAAUCAUUACAACGGCUCACAGGAACCAAGGAAGCUUUUUAACUUCAUCAAUCAAAGAUUCAUGGUUCUGAAUGAAAUUGACAAUGAAGUUAUAAGGUUCGGUCGUGGAAGGCUAAUAUUUCGAUUCAUGAGAUGUCUACAUAUACAUAAGGCAACACCCGAAAUUCUGGCCAUGCUAUUUGUUUCUGCAUGUCGACUGUACAACAUAUCAGCUCGUCUUGUCAUAUCAAUUGAAGCUGUCACAAACAGAAUUAGUUUCUCAGCGGAAGCUUUCGAAACUACAAAUGGAUCAUGGAAAUCUGUAGAUUUCAGUACAAUGACAUAUGACGGUACCAAAUACGAUAUGUUAAGGACCCCAAAGCCGUUAAUGCCAGGGGCACAAGUAACGUGCAAUGAACGUGAUGAAUGUCAGCACAACAACCAUCUUUUUGUUAAACGACAAAACAAGUUAUUCAUAUACAAACAACAAGACGAACUUGCAAUUGUCACGAUUGUAAUACUGCGUAGUCAAUGCGCAGAAAGGGUAAUACUCAAUCCUGUACUUUUCCCCUUUGAGGCAGCUGAAUUAAAGGUACGCCUAAUGCAGCAAACAGAAAGGAAAAAACAAAAGGGAAACAUCAAGGAUUAUAUAUACGUACUAGGUUGUAAUAGUAAAGGGUGGAUUUCCGAGUUAACCCCUAAGCAUGUGGAAAGGUAUAAUGAUGCUUGCUUAAAUAGAGGGAAGAAUAUUAACACAUGGCUAAUUCGGACUAUUGAGCUUAUAAACCAUAAGUUAAAAGGGCUACCAGAAAUUGGUUUAGUAUCGUUACUUGAGCGCGCAGAACAGAAGUGGAUGCAAACAAGGGUAAACAAUGACCCUUUUCCGCAAACUAAGGCGAAAUUUAAAAACCAUCCAACAUACAUACUUGCAUCACAGAUAGGCAAUAAUAGAGUUCGAAAAAAGGAUGCUACACCCUUGGGUUAUGUAAAAGGAGAAGAAGUUUAUCUUUUGAGUGAUUUUGAGGAUAUUAAGUCACGUAGCGCAUGGUUGAAAGUCAACAGGCGGGUGCUAGAUGAUGCCACACCUGUCACUACGCGUAGAAUGUACCAUAAGAGCCAUAGGAUGCACAUGAAUACGAAUCUAUAUCAAUUUAGUCAAACUGAACCUAUUCCUCAGGUAUCAAUGGUCGAUGGAACCAUACCAACAAACGAAUAUGACAACGUAGACGUCACAGGAGAAAAGUUCGUGCCAGAAAGAACUAUCUACAUAAAGUCGAAAAAAUCCGGACUGAUCUUUAAAACUGCUCGUUCUUUGAAUCUGUAUUAUAAGAAGGCUUUUUCUGAAUAUCAGGAAGUUGACACUUUGAAGCCAGAAAUAGAUGGCAUCGUGAUUCGCAGGACUGACUUAAGUAUAUUUUUACGUACAUAUGAAGAAUUGCUUUUGAAUGAAACGAAAUUAGAACAAGAACAAAAAAAGGAAUCAUAUCGCAAGUUGUGGCGUAGCGCUUUCAAAACUAUGCUUUCAGAUCCUCCAUCUGUAGCCGUCCAGCAGCAUCGCAAAAUUAGAAAAGUACUUGGUGAUAGCGUUACCAAGUUCCUCAACAGACUAGAACAUGUCACUUGAAUAUG
Messenger RNA from Babesia bovis T2Bo, 1866 nucleotides. RefSeq names its product Rad4 beta-hairpin domain 1 family protein. The record is from RefSeq and is a predicted model, not a curated record. Gene Ontology annotation, cellular component: cytoplasm; nucleus; nucleotide-excision repair factor 2 complex. The transcript is spliced from 9 exons. Bases 5 to 1861 code for a protein of 618 amino acids. Gene Ontology annotation, biological process: mismatch repair; nucleotide-excision repair. NCBI's taxonomy places the organism in Eukaryota, Apicomplexa, Aconoidasida, Piroplasmida, Babesiidae. Gene Ontology annotation, molecular function: damaged DNA binding; single-stranded DNA binding.